Molecule: messenger RNA, 6461 nt
Organism: Thlaspi arvense
Lineage: Eukaryota; Viridiplantae; Streptophyta; Magnoliopsida; Brassicales; Brassicaceae
Source: the annotation of a GenBank genome assembly
UAUAUCAUCAUCAUCAACCAAAUAUGAAGGGAGUUUCUUUGUUGUUCUUAUGUUGCAUCACAAUCUUGGCAACAAGUUUAAGUCUCAAUGUAGUUUCAGCACACGAGAUGGUGGAGAACCCACCAAACACAGUCAAAGAUAUAGAGCCGUACAUCUCUAAUAGAGCCAUUGGCUUUGUGUUGAAGCUGGAGAACAAUUGUCCCAUUAGAGAACAGUUACGAUCAUUCUUUGAGAAGCUUAAGGAUCUCUUGAAGUUGGAGUCUUCUGUUACACCGUUGAUCGAGAACAAUGAGCCCAAAACGUUCAAGUUUGAUCUGAAAUCCAAAGCUGAUAAUCUCUUACAAACGGUGUUUACGCUUGGGAGAGGAUUGUUGAGUUCAAGUGUAAGGAAGGAGAUGUUCCAAGUGGUGAAAUCGCUCACUGAGUUGCAUGCUGCGAUCGGUAAAGUUAUUACGGAGAAACACAUAAAAGGAGAUGGAUCAGUGUCACUUUCUUCGGAACAACAGACCGCGGUUGAAAACGCGGUAUCUCAAUGGGAAGUAACGAUUACACGAAUCGUGAAGAUUGUUGUUGAAGUUAAGUCGGGAGGUUCAAGUGAAACUACUUCCGGGCAAGAGAGUAGCACUGCUGAACACAACAGUGCUUCUUUGAACAGUACCACGGUGGAGAAUAGUGGAGGAAAUACUACAGAGUCCAUGCAACAAAAUGUGGAUGGCGUUAAAGGUGAAAAUCACGUAGACUCUAAUAAUGAGAAGCAAGAAGAGGUUCAAGGAGAUUCUACCAUUAAUAAUAAUAUGGAGACUAAAGAGGAUGUUAACUCGGAGGAGAUAGAGGCUAAAAAUGAUGCUAGUUCCAAGACGGAAAAGCCGAAAGAAGCUCAAGGAAACGAUGGAGUUUUGACAAAGGAUGGUAACUUGGAGAACAAGGGAAGUGAGGAAGAGAGUAAAAAUGAUGAAGUGGUAGAGCCUACAACAAAUAAUGCAAACGAGGCUAAUCAAACGAGGGAAGAAACUCAAGGAAACAAUGGAGAAUUAGGCAAGAACGAGAACUCGGAGAACGUCGAAGGUGAUAAAACUUCGAAGGACGAUGGAUCAGUAGAGACCAAGACAAAUCAUGAAUAUUCUAGGGAAGAAAAGCAUGAACAUACUCAAGGAGGCACUGAAGUUUCUACGAAUGGAGAAACGGAGGAUACCAAAGGUGGAAACGCAGAUUCUGGUGAGGAGAAGAAGGAAGCAGAGAUUCAAGGAGAAAAUAGUGGAGACACGACCAAAGAUACAAAUUUGGAGAAUAAAGAAGAUGUUAAGCCGGAAGUAAAGGCUAAUGAAAAUGUAGAAAGUUCAACGAAGGAGAAGCAAGAAGAGGCUCAUGGAAACAGUGGAGUUUCAACAGAAGAUCAGAACUUGGAGAACAAAGGAGCUCACGAAGAGACUAAUGGUGAUAGUAAAUCCGUAGAGGCUAUGACAAAUAAUGGAGAUCACAUGAAGGAGAAGAGGGAAGAGACUCAAGAAAAUAAUGGAGAAUCAGUGAAAGACGGGAACUUAGAUGAUAAGAAAGAAUCAAAGGAAGAUGAAUCGGUAGGGGCUAAGACGAGUAAUGAAACAACUAUGGAAGAAAAGCAGGAUAAGGCUCAAGGAGGUGAUGAAGUUUCCGUGAAUGGUGAGAUGGAGGAGAAAAAUGGUGGAAAUGUAGAUUCUAAUAAGGAAAAUGGCGUAGAGGUUCAAGGAGAACAUGUUGAAGAGUCGACAAAGGAUACAAAUAUGGAGAGUAAAGAAGAAGCUAAGUCAGAAGUAGAGGCCAAGGAAAAUGAUGGAAGUUCCACGAAGGAGAAGGGAGAAGAGGCUCAAGGGAACAAUGAAGUUUCAACAGAAGAUAAGAACUUAGAGAACAUAGGAGGUGAAAAAGAGUUGAAGAACAAAACUUCCAUGGAAGAAACGCAAAAUGAGAGCCAAGGAAGCAAUGAAGUGUCCACGGAAGUAGAAACCAAAGGAGGAGAGAAAGAGUCUAAGGACGGUAAGUCGUCAAAGGAUAAUCAGACUGUUGAAAGUUCCACGAAAGAAAAGGGAGACGAGGCUCCAAUAAAUGGUGGAGACAAGAAAGAGUCUGAAGAUGAUAAGUUGGUAGAGGCUAAGGAAAAUAAGGAAAGUUCCAUGAAGGAGAACCGAGAAGAGACUCAAGGAAGCAAUAGUGGAGAUAACAAAGAAGGUAAGAAAGAGACUAAGGACAAUGAAUCAGUUGAGGCUGGGGAAAGUAAUGAGAGUUCUAUGCAAGAAAAGCAACAAGAGUCUCAAGGAAAAGGUGAAGAGUACACAAAGGUAGAGAAUAGCGAAGGUAAGAAAGAUGCUAAGGAUGAUAAAUCGGUGGAGGCUAAUGCAAAUAAGGAAAGUUCCAAGAAAGACGAGAACAAUGGAGAGAAGAGAGAUAUAAUUGAUGGUAAGUCAAAGAAAAAGGAAAAACAUAAGAAGAAGAAGAAAGAGUCUGAAAAUAGUAAAUCAAAGAAAAACGAAGAAGAUGGUAAACAGAAGAAAGAGUCUGAAAACAGUAUAUCGAAGGAAAACAAGGAAGAUGAAAAACAGAACAAAGAGUCUGAAAACAGUAAAUCGAAGAAAAAAGAGAAAGAUGAAAAAGAGAAGAAAGAUUUAGAACACAAUAAAUCAAAGAAAAAGGAUGAAGAGAAAAAAGAGAAGAAAGAACAUGGAGACAAUAAAUCGAAGAAAAAAGAAGAAGAUAACAAUCAGAAUAAAGAAUUGGAAGAUAAUAAAUCAAAGAAAAAUGAAGAAGGUAAAAAAGAGAAGAAAGAACAUGGAGACAGUAAAUCGAAGAUUAAAGAAGACAAGAAAGAGAAGACAAACUCUAAAGAUCACAACUUGAAGAAGAAGGAAGAAGAUAAAAAAGAGAAGAAGAUGUCCAAAGAUAAUAAAUCAGAGAAAAAUGAACAAGGUAAAAAGGAGAAGAAAGAACAUGAAGAUGGAGACAGUAAAAUCAAGAUUAAAGAAGACAGUAAAGAGAAGAAAAAAUCUAAAGAUCACAACUCGAAGAAAAAGGAAGAAGAUAAAAACGAGAAGAAGGAAUCGAAAGAUAAUAAAUCAAAGAAAAAUGAAGAAGAUAAAAAAGAGAAGAAAGAAGCUCAAGACCGUAAAUCUAAGAAAAAAGAAGAAGAGAGAAAAACAGAAUUUGAAAAUGGUAAAUCAAAGAAAGAAGAGAAGAACGAAACUGAAGACAACAAAUCAAAGAAAAAUGGAGAAGUUCAAAAAGAGAACAAAAAGGACAAUAAAUCAAUGAAAAACGAAGAGGAGAAGAAACAGAAGAAAGAUUAUGAAGACAACAAAUUGAAGAAGAAGGAAGAAGACAAAAAAGAGAAGAAAAAAUCCGAAGGCGGUAAAAAUUCAAAGAAACAUGAAGAAGAUAAGAAUGGGAAAAAAGAAAAUAAAGACCAUAAAUUGAAGAAACAUGAAGAAGAGAAAAAGAAGAAGAAAGAGCAUGAAAACAACAAAUCGAAGAAAAAGAAAGAAGAUGUAAAAAUGGAGAAGGAGUCUGAAAAGGGUAAAUCAAUGAAAAAGGAAGAAGGGAAAAAAGAAAAGAAAGAACAUGCAGACGAUAAGUCAAAAAUAAAGGUAGAAGAUACAAAAGAGAAGGAAGAGUUGGAAGACAAUACAUCAAAGAAAAAGGAAGAAGAUGAAAAAAAGAAGACCAAGUCUGAAGACCAUAUGUCAAAGAAAACUGCAGAGAACAAAAAAGAGAAGAAAGACAACAAAGAGAAUAAAGCGUCCGAAGACAAAAAAUCCAAGAGAAAAGAAGAAAAAGAAGAUUCUCGAGACAUUAAAAUGAAGAAAAAGGAAGAAGAUAAAAACAAGAAAACACAUUCCAAAGAUGAAAAAUCAAAGAAAAAGGAACAGGGUGAAAAAGAAAAGAAAGAGUCUCAUGACAUUAAAAUGAAGAAAAAAGAAGAAGAUAAAAAGAAGAAAACAAAUUCUGAAGACAAUAAAUCAAAGAAAAAGGAAGAAGGUGAAAAAGAAAAGAAAGAGUCUCAAGACAACAAUAAAUCGAAGAAAAAGGAAGAAAUGGAAAAGAAGAACAAAGAGUCUGAAGAAGAUAAAUCCAAGAACACUAGGAAAGACGGUGGAGAUGCCACAAAGCAAGUAGGGUUUCAAUCAAAUACGGAGGAUUCUAUGAAAAAUAAAGAAGAAGAGGAAGAGUCUAAGGAUGCCAAGUCAAAGGAAACUGAAAAACAACAGAAAAGCUCUGGGCAAGAGAAGCAAGUUGGGGUUCAAGUUAAUGCUCAAGAUUCUAGAAAGGAUAAAAAGAAGACUACAGAAGAUGCCAAAGUGUCUAAAGAUGGUAAAUCAAAAGAUCAUGAGAAAGAAAUGCAAGCAGAGGCUCACGCAAAGAGUGAGGAAGCUGAAAAUGAAUUACAAGCAAAGGCUGAAGAAGUGAAUGAAAAAUCACUAGAAAAUCAGAAAGGAGAGGGCAAAGAAGAUGAUGAAGUGGAUAAGAAGGCAGCAGAGGACGUUAAAUCAAUAGGAAAGGAAGAAGACAAUGAAGAUUCAUCGAUGAAAAAGCAAGAAGAGGCUCAAGAAACUAAUGUGGAAUCAAAUAUGGGUGAGAAGAAAGACCAAAAUAUCUCUAUUGAUGAUAAAUCAAAAGAGACUAAAGAGAGUGAUGAAAACUCGGCGAAAGAGAAAGAGAUUGAUGAGGGAAAAUCGUUAAAUACUGGAGACUCCAAAGAGGAAACUAAAGAAAGCAAUGGAGAUUUGGUGAAUGGUGAGACUGAACCGAUUGAAGGAGAAAACGAAGAUUCCAAAGAUGGUAAGUCGGUUGAAACUAAGGAAGGUAAAAAUGACUCCAUGGAGGAAGGUUCCAAAGAUGGCAAGGCAGUUGAAAUCAAAGGAGGUAAAGAAGGUUCUGUAGAAAGCUCCACAGAUAUUGGCAAGACUGUUGAAAAUAAUGGAGAUAAAGAAGAUUCCGAAGAUGGCAGGGCAGUUGAAGUUAAUGGAGGUAACGUAGAUUCCAAUGAAGAAGGUCCUAAAGAUGGUAAGAUAGUUGAGCAUAACGGAGCUAACAAAGUUUCCUUGAAAGAAGGUUCCAAAGAUGAUAAGAUGAUUAAAAUCAAUGCAGGUAAAGAAGAUUCCAUGGAGAAAGAUUCCAAAGAUGGAAGGACAAGUGAGAUCAAUGGAGGUAAAGAAGGUUCCAUGAAUGAAAGCUCUAAAGAUGGUAAGACAACUGAAAUAAGUGGAGGGAAAAAUUCAACGGAGGAAGCUUCCAAAGAUGGUAAGGCAACGGAAAUCGAUGGAGGUAAAGAAGAUUCCACAGAGAAAGGUUCCAAAGAUGGUAAGAUAACUGAAACUAGUGAAGGUAAAAAUUCAACUGAAGAAAUUUCCAAAGAUGGUAAGACAACUGAAAUCAAUGGAGGCAAAGAAGAUUCCACGAAGGAAGGAUCCGAAAAUAGCAAGACAGAUGAAAUAAGUGGAGAUAAAAAUACCACUGAGGAAAUUUCCAAAGACGGCAAGACAGAGGAAACUAACGGAGUCAAAGAAGAUUCCAAAGAUGGUAACAUAGUUGAAACGAACGGAGGUCAAGAAGAUUCCAUGAAAGAUAAGGUGACAGAGAUUCAAGGAAACGAUAAUAAUGGAGGCAAAGAAGAUUCCGAAGAUGGCAAGGCAGUUGAAAUCAAUGGAGGUAACGUAGAUUCCAAGGAAGAAGGUUCUAAAGAUGGUAAGAUAGUUGAAUAUAAUGGAGGCAGUAACGUAGAUUCCAUGAAAGAAGGUUCCAAAGAUGAUAAGACGGUUGAAUUCAAUGCAGGUAAAGAAGAUUCCACGGAGGAAAGUUCCAAAGACGGCAAGACAGAGGAAAUCAACGGAGUUAAAGAAGACUCCAAAGAUGGAAACAUAGUCGAAACGAACGGAGGUAAAGAAGAUUCCAUGAAAGAUAAGGUGACGGAGAUUCAAGAAAAUGAUAAUAACUCCACAACCAAUACAUCAAUGGAGGCUAAGGAAGAUAACUUAGACAUCAACAAAGAUUCUACAAAGAAUAAGACAGAGGAAGCUCAAGGAGGAAAUACUGAGGAAUCAACGAAUGGUAAAACAGAGGAGACUACAGAGAGAAAUGAUUCUAUUAACAACCAAAAAACGGAGUCUGAAGGAAGCAGUGCAAAUUCCACGAAUAAUCAAACAACAGGAGAGACUGUGAACUCACAAAAAACGACAACGGAUAUCGAGAGCAGUACAUCUAAAGAAGUCACAAGUUUCAUAUCAAACCUUGAGAAGAAAUCUCCAGGAACUCAAGAGUUCCAAAGCUUCUUCCAGAGGCUUAAAGAUUACAUGAAAUACGCGUGUCCAGUCUCUUCAACAUUUGAGGCAAAAGACUCAAGAUCCUACAUGUCCGAGAUGAUAAAUAUGGCCACAAAACUCUCGGAUGCUAUGGCUGUCUUGCAAGCCAAGAAAACUGGGCAAGGACUGGUGAGUUAA